UUUAGGGCUCUGAGUGUCGCUGUUCACCACGCGGGGGAAAAACAACCAGACCUUCAGUCAGAAGGAGAUUUCCGCAGCGCACAGCCCUGGUUCCGGGCGCUUGCAAAGCUUCAUCUGGGACCCGCGAUUGCUCAGCGUUCCACCGCGAACGCAUCGGCCCUGGGAAGACCAGGACCCAGGGCUCCUCGGCCUCCAGCGGGAGCCGCCAAGGUCAGGCUGUCGCGCAGCGGGGCUGUCAUGGCGGCUGCUUCUCCAUCAGACUGCAGGCGACUGGUGUGGAUGUGCUUUGUGCUGGGAGCCCUGUGGGAAGUGCGGGCCCAGCAGAUCCGCUACACGGUGCGGGAGGAGCUGGAAGAAGGCUCUGCCGUGGGCGACCUGGCCCGGGACCUGGGGCUGGAGCCGCGGGAGCUGGCGGAGCGCGGCGUGCGCAUCGUGUCCAGAGGGAAGGCGCAGCUCUUCGCGCUGAGCCCGCGGGGCGGCGGCCUGGUCACCGCGGGCAGGAUCGACCGCGAGCAGCUCUGCCACACAUCUGCCCAGUGUGUGGCACACUUGGAGAUCCUCCUAGAGGACAAGGUGAGCAUUGUGGGAAUCGAGGUGGAAAUAACCGAUGUGAAUGACAAUGCGCCCAGCUUUGCAACAGAGCAGAGGGAAAUAAAAGUUCUUGAAAAUGAAAUUCCUGGGAAGAGAUUUCCGCUCCCUGAAGCUUUCGAUCCGGACAUAGGGCUGAAUUCUCUGCAGGGUUACCAGCUCAGCUCCAAUGCUCACUUCUCCCUGGACGUGCAGAGAGGCCCUGAUGGGGUGCAGUAUCCGGAGCUGGUGCUGGAACGCGCCCUAGACCGUGAGGAAGAGCCAGUUCACCACCUGGUUCUCACUGCCUACGAUGGAGGCGACCCCGUGCGCUCGGGCACUGCCAGGAUUCACAUCACACUCCUGGACAGCAACGAUAACGCUCCCGCAUUCACCCAGCCAGAGUACCACGUCAGUGUGCGGGAGAAUUUGCCCGUGGGCACCCAGCUGCUCACCAUCAAAGCCACCGAUCCGGAUGAAGGGACCAAUGGAGAAGUGACAUAUUCCUUCCGGAAUGACGGUGACAAAAUAUCCAAACUCUUCCUGUUGGAUUCGGUCAGUGGGGAUGUCACAAUAUUAGGAGAUCUGGAUUAUGAGGAGUCUGGAUUCUACCAUAUCGAUGUAGAAGCCCGUGAUGGACCUGGCCUUCAAGCCCGAAGUAAGGUGCUCGUGACAAUUGUGGAUGUAAACGACAAUGCUCCAGAAGUCACAGUUACCUCGCUCACCAGCUCUAUCCAAGAGCCUUCUUCCCCAGGAGCAGUCAUUGCUCUUUUCAACGUUCAUGACAGCGACUCUGGAGAGAAUGGCCUCGUCACAUGUUCCAUUCCAGAUCAUCUUCCAUUUAGACUGGAAAAGACCUAUGGAAAUUAUUACCGGUUAUUGACACAGAGAACUCUGGACAGAGAGGAAGUCUCAGAAUAUGACAUCCUGCUAACUGCCACUGACCAGGGAAUACCUCCCCUGUCUACAGAGAUGCAUAUUGCAUUGCAGGUGACAGACAUCAAUGACAACCCUCCCACCUUCACUCACGCCUCCUACUCUGCCUACAUUCCAGAAAAUAACCCCAGAGGAGCGUCCAUCUUAGGCAUGACAGCCCAGGACCCUGACAGCGGGGAGAACGCCCAAGUAACCUACUCUCUCACCGAGGACACCAUCCAGGGAGCGCCUCUGUCCUCCUACAUCUCCAUCAACUCCAACACGGGAGUCCUGUAUGCUCUUCGUUCCUUUGAUUAUGAGCAGUUCCAAGACUUGCGGCUGCUUGUGAUUGCCAGCGAUGGUGGACAGCCACCCCUCAGCAGCAACGUGUCCCUGAGCCUGUUCGUGGUGGACCAGAAUGAUAACGCACCUGAGAUCCUCUACCCCACCCUCCCCACGGAUGGUUCCACGGGCGUGGAGCUGACGCCUCGCUCUGCAGAGCCAGGAUACCUGGUGACCAAGGUGGUGGCCGUGGACAAAGACUCAGGACAGAAUGCCUGGCUGUCCUACCGCCUGCUCAAGGCCAGCGAGCCGGGGCUCUUCACGGUGGGGCUGCACACGGGUGAGGUGCGCACGGCGCGGGCCCUGCUGGACAGAGACGCGCUCAAGCAGAGCCUCGUGGUGGCGGUGCAGGACCACGGCCAGCCGCCCCUCUCGGCCACCGUCACGCUCACCAUCGCCGUGGCCGACAGCAUCCCAGAGGUCCUGGCAGAUUUGAGCAGCGUCCACACUGCCCCUGACACAGAGGACUCUGACCUCACGCUGUACUUAGUGGUGGCAGUGGCCGUGGUCUCCUGUGUCUUUCUGGCUUUUGUCAUCGUGCUGCUGGCACUGAGGCUGAGACGCUGGCACACGAGCCGUCCGUCUCCAACAGCACACAGUGGGCUGGCAGGUCUAUCUGCUUCACACUUGGUGGGUGUGGAUGGGGUGCACGCUUUCCUGCAGACCUAUUCCCAUGAGGUGUCGCUCACCGCAGACUCGGGGAAGAGCCACCUGAUCUUCCCGCAGCCCAACUAUGCGGACACGCUCCUCAGCCAGGAGAGCUGUGCCAAAAGCGAGCCUCUCCUGCUACCCCAGGAUUUCCCUGUGUCACAAGGAGACCCCAGCCACCCUCCGCUUUGCUAAAAAGCAGCAACUGGAGCAGAGUUGAUUAAGAAAAAUGGAGAAACAAUCACAAAAGAAGACGACACAUAGAUGGUGGUGACUGCUUUCUACACGUUGAUAACGAGGGUCAUGCUUUCCAUACCGAUCACCUUGUAGUUGCAAAAAGCCCAGAUGUAAUGGUAGUGUAAUCAUUUUGAAGUGUAUGCAUUAUUAUCCCAAGGUGUUAGAUGUCUUGA
Molecule: messenger RNA, 2882 nt
Organism: Perognathus longimembris pacificus (Pacific pocket mouse)
Lineage: Eukaryota; Metazoa; Chordata; Mammalia; Rodentia; Heteromyidae
Product: protocadherin gamma-A4-like
Exons: 2
Coding region: 238-2667 (809 amino acids)
Biological process (GO): homophilic cell-cell adhesion
Cellular component (GO): plasma membrane
Molecular function (GO): calcium ion binding
Source: RefSeq, a predicted model, not a curated record